AUGGAUGGCGGGCGGGCCGCAGCCAGCUGGAAGAAGUGCACCAGAGCUGCGCAGGUGCUGGAGCUGGUGUUGGAGAAGCCGGGCUCGUCAUGGGCAGGGCUUCCGUCAGACAGGCUGGUCUCUGCUGCUCAUGCCGUGGCCCGAUGGCAUCGGUACGCGAAGAGCACUGGAACCGCCAGAGCUGGCAGGGAUACCGGCAAGGAUGCAGAAUGGCUAAAGGCAGCUUCGCUGCUUGUUUCGCGCACAGCAGAGCUGCAACCCAGCAGCCUGGCAGCGGUUUGCUGGGCCUUUGCCUCCACCUCCACGGGCGUGUUUUUGCCACGUGUCAUGGAGUCAGCCAUUGCCAAAGUUCACGAGCAAGCUGCAGCCGAUCUCGGGCGACUUGCGUGGUCCGCUGUGGAACUGGUGGAUGUUGCCACCGCCAGGAAUGCACUCCACUGCAUCCUUGAGGCGAUGGCACGCAAGAUGGCGUCUCACCCUGUGCAUUCCUUACAAAUUCUGGACAUCGCCCAGGUGGCUUGGUCCAUGGCUCGAUUGACCGUCCGAUCGGACACAGCCGUGGCUUUGAGGCAAGCAGCCAUCUGUAAGCUUUCAACAUGUUCAACAUGUGACAGCCGGCACUUGUCCAACCUGGCAUGGAGCUUCGUGAAGCUGAGCUGCGCAGAUGAACCUCUCUUGAAGCAUCUCGCUGCUCGUGCAGUUGACACAGUUGGCACACUUCAUCCUUUUGGCCCUCAGGAGCUUUCCAAUACUCUCUGGGCAUUUGCAGCCGCAACCCACGCACACACAAUGCGCGAUGCGGAUGUGUGGGGAUGUCUGAACCAGCUGUUCGCCAGUGCCCAGAGCAUGCCAGGAUCCUUGAGCGGCCAGCAUCUGGCCAACAUUCUUUGGGCUGCAGCAAGGCUUGGGCCUCUUGGGCCUCUUGGGCCUCUUGGACCUGGCGGAUCGCAAGGUAGGCAGCCCCAGCCCGGCACGCUCUCCAAUGUCUUCUUGGUGUUGGGGCAGGCCUUGGUUCGAGGGCGUGUGGUGGAACUGGCCCCUCAGCAACUGGCUGCAAUCGUUUGGGCCUGCGCAGCAGCAGGUGGGGCAUCAACCCAAAACAAGCGAUCAGGAGGCUACAGAGACCCAGAGCUGUUGGCGGCGCUUGAGGGCAAGAUGGCCUGCAGACUAACAGAGAUGACUCCUCGAGCGUUCGCCAAUGUUUUGUGGGGUUUCGCGACUUUGGCAUUCUUGUCUGAGAGCCCCCAUGCCCGUGCUCGGCUGUAUGCUGCUGCCGUGUCCCACAGUGCAGAGAUGUCCGCUCAAGAAUUUGCAAUCACCGCGUGGUCGCUGGGAACCCUCCAGGCAGUGGUUCACCUCCAGGCAUUGGCAUCAUUAGCUGCAACAGCGAGCACAGCCCAGCUGCCCUCCUCUUCAGCAACCAAUGAGGUUGCCAAUCUGGUUUGGGGCUUGAGUCACGCAGGGCUCUCCGCAGGGCUCUCUGCAGGGCUCUCCGAGUCCAUUCCUAGCCCACUUCUUGAGAUGAUUCAUGGCUCGAUUGAGGGACUGGCCCACCAGGCUGCACAUGGUGAACCCAUCGACCUUCGUGGCCUCUCGAUGCUUGCUCGUGGCUUGCUGAAGCUGAGUCUCCGUGACGCAUUUCACGGCCUUCUGGAUCAUGCGCUUGUUUCCGUUCCCGAACUUAGCCCGGACUUGGCAAGCGCCUUCCUCGUCGGCGCGACGGAACUGGGCGACGCUCAACAUGAUUGCGAGCGCCGUGUGUGGGCACACCUUGGCCUGGGAGACGGUGGAGGUGAAGGCGGUGAAGGCGGUGAAGGCGGUGAAGGCGGUGAAGGCGGUGAAGGUGUGCAGAAGUGGCCUUCGAGAGUCGGGCGCGAGGCAGAGCUGCUGCGAUUUGUACAGCGUUUUGCUUCAAGGGGCGAUGCGCAGGCCGUACUUUCAAUGGUGGAGGCAUUCUGCAAAUCCAGAAAGCUUUGGCUCAAAGUCGCUGGCAGCGAGAAGGCACAGGUGCUGGAACAGGUGCUAGAAACUUUGCGGCCGAACUCUGUCCUGGAGGUUGGGUGCUAUGUGGGCUUCUCCGCUAUCCGCCUAGGGGCUGCGGUGCGGAACUGGGGUGGCCGAGUCGUCAGUCUUGAAAUGGAUCCCGUGUUCGCUCUCAUUUCACGAGAGAUGGUGGCUCAUGCGGGGCUUUCGGAGGUUGUGGACGUCCGGGUAGGACAUAGCGAGCUCAUCCUUAGCCGACUCCCUGCAAAGUCCUUUGACAUGUGCUUCUUCGAUCAACGCGGAAAUCGGUUUCUGGAAGAUUUGGAGCAGUUGGAACGGAUGGGAAAGCUGUCACGGAAAGCGGUCGUGGUCGCCGACAAUGUGCUCAAGCCGGGUGCUCCCGCCUUUCUAUGGCACGUCUGCUCCAAAAGCCAAACUUGGAGGACGCUGAUCGUGGAGCUUCGGGAUUUUGGCACGUGUGGCGUGCUCGAUUGGAUGUCUGUGUCCCAAAGAGGGGCCACGAGGGGUGAGCCGCCCAGAGGCUGUGACGGCAGCAUCCCUCAAGCGAUCCAGCACUUGGCAUGGCAGGCAGAUGACAUGCGCUGGAGAAGCAUUGACUACCACGUAGCUCCAGAAGAGUGGACGGAGUUUGCCGAGUACAUGAAGACAUCGCUGAAGAGCGCUGGACUUGAGGCCGAGCUGCGGGACAUCCGAGACCUUCCCUUGAUGAGCUGCUGGCUGGAAACGGCACCAGACCGAGACACACAAACGUCCGAGAACGAUCCUAGGCAAUGGGGGUUGGCAGAUUGA
Symbiodinium natans is the source of this 2793-nucleotide messenger RNA. Lineage: Eukaryota; Dinophyceae; Suessiales; Symbiodiniaceae. The record is from the annotation of a GenBank genome assembly.